Messenger RNA from Trichomycterus rosablanca, 2109 nucleotides. RefSeq names its product inactive all-trans-retinol 13,14-reductase-like. The record is from RefSeq and is a predicted model, not a curated record. The transcript has 10 exons. Lineage: Eukaryota; Metazoa; Chordata; Actinopteri; Siluriformes; Trichomycteridae. Bases 1 to 1839 code for a protein of 612 amino acids.
AUGCAAGCUCUAGCAGAGGACUUACCUCCUCUGUCUAAAGGGGCAUCUCCAUGGAUCAGUACCUUUGAAAAGUUAACGGCAGCGGACACAUUAGCCCUAGGGGACAUAAAGGCUAUCAUGAAAAGGACGAGUAAUGACUCAACCUGGCAGGCUAUAGAGGUAGCUCUGAGAUUGGGAGCUGUACCAGAUGAUAGGUUGUUCAAUCAACACAGGAAUGCAGCAUGGGGACAGUUAAGACAAUUGUUGCCAGCUUCAGUGGACUAUCAGGCGCUCAAGGGAAUGGCUAGGAAGGAGAAUGAGGAUCCUAGGGAAUUUUUGGAGCGUGCUGCUAGGACUUGGAGAUCUUCUACUGGAACUAGACCUGAUUGCAAUCAUGCUACACAGACCCUUUUUAGACAAGGAGUAAUGGGAUGCUUACCAAAGCCUGUACAAGAAAAGCUAGAGGAUGUGUUUGACACCAUUGUGAUUGGUAGUGGAGAGCAACAAAGGAAAUACACCGUCUGGAGUGGCAAACAUGAGAUGGAAGAACACCUAAAGAAGCAGUUUCCCAAUGACCAAGAAGCUUUAGAGAAGUUUUUCAAGCUCAUGAAGAUCUCAGCUAGACAAACACAAUACCUGGCUACACUGAAGCUGAUUCCCCAGUGGGUGGCGUUGUUCCUGUUAAAAAGUGGCAUUGCUGAUCUCUGCUCCUCUAUCUUUCGGCUUGUAGGCACUAGCGCUAAAACAGUCGCCGACAGUCUGACCUCCAACAAGGAUCUCCAAAUGAUAUUCUCCUAUAUUUUUUAUGGCGUUCCUCCCAGAGACUCCAGCAUCGUGAUCAAUGCGUUACUGCUGCACCAUUACAAGCGUGGCGCGUACUACCCAAAAGGGGGUGCCAGCGAAAUCCCAUUCCACAUCAUCAAAGUCAUUAAAAAGUUUGGUGGAAACGUGCUCGUCCGUGCACCCGUGAAUCACAUCCUGGUUGACGACAAUGGAGCUGCAUAUGGUGUGACUGUAAGGAAAGGUCAAGAAGAUGUGGAAGUGAGAGCUCCUGUUAUCAUCUCUAACUGUGGAGUCUUCAACACUUUUCAGAAGCUUUUACCACCGGAAAUAAGUGCCAAACCAGAGGUUCAGAAUCGGCUGACUUCCAUGACACCCGGACAAGGAUCCUUAUUAGUGUUCUCGGGUUUCGAUGCCACACAGGAAGAACUGGGCAUCAGUUCGACUAACCUUUGGCUUUUUAAGUCUAAUGAUAUGGAUGGAAUGAUGGAUGAGUUUUUUAGUAUGGGAAAAGAUGACGCGCCAGAAAACAUACCCAUGAUGGUGAUCACAUUUCCCUCUGCCAAAGACCCCACUUCACAGAUCCGUCACCCAGGUAAAUCUUGCAUGACCAUUCUAGCAAUGGUCAGUUAUAAAUGGUUCGAAGAGUGGAAGGACACUACCGUCAGAAAAAGAGGUGAUGACUAUUUAGAGUACAAGAGGAGAUUCGCCAACCACCUUUUCAACUGGGCCUGUACUCACUACCCCAAACUGAGAGACAAGUUGGUGUAUCAAGAAGUUGCCACACCCUUGUCUAACAUCCACUAUCUUGGUGCUCACCUGGGAGCCAUGUACUCGGCUGAGCAUAACCUGGACCGCUUUCAGACGAAGUUGCUGGCCACAAAUCGUUGUGACACUCCUGUCAAAAAUCUUUUCAUUUCAGGUCAGGACGUGUUCAGCUGUGGUAUUGUAGGGGCGUUACAUGGAGGUCUCCUCUGUGCCUCUACAGUACUUAACCACAUUGUUUAUAUAGAUCUCCUCCUGCUUAAGAAGAAGCUGAAGAGAAGAAAAGUGAGAGAACUCUCAAAAAAGCGGCAGUGAGAAUGAACCAAUGAUUAUAGCAGCCGGUAAUUAUGUGAUCAUGGAAAUAACAGCCGUCUGGAAUCCAAAUCGCUGUCUAAGUAGCGCAUCCGAAUAACCUGACUUAUAAGUCGAUGCCUUAUUGGAAUCCUCUCUACUGAGAAAGCUGCCUAUGUAAGCAGUAGACAGCAGGGAAGCUUGCUAGGUUUUCGAACACACACAUUGUCUAAAACAAACAAACAAACAAAUAAAUGGUUGGUUGCUUGUUUGAAUAAUUAAUAUUAUUGCAAA